Messenger RNA from Eleginops maclovinus (Patagonian blennie), 2087 nucleotides. Its product is annotated as calmodulin regulator protein PCP4-like. Gene Ontology annotation, molecular function: calcium ion binding; calmodulin binding. Bases 1026 to 1253 code for a protein of 75 amino acids. NCBI's taxonomy places the organism in Eukaryota, Metazoa, Chordata, Actinopteri, Perciformes, Eleginopidae. The record is from RefSeq and is a predicted model, not a curated record. The transcript has 4 exons. Gene Ontology annotation, cellular component: cytoplasm.
AGCCUUUCACAGAUAUUAAAAACAGAGGAGUCUAGAUAUUGCUGCCUUGGCACACCAUUACAACUGAUUCUACGGAUAGCUGUGGCUCAUGGUGGUAAAACUAAUGUUCCAUACCAUCCCCUGCAGGCAAAACAUCAAGCACUCUAGAUAACCUGACAUUUCUCCCGUAGGCAUGUCUACUACUUUUUGUAUGCAAGUCACUUUGGAUUCAAACAUCAGAUAAAUAACAAGUAAUCAAUGAGUGUGAUAAGAAGUAAAUAUUACGAUAUUAAACAGGUGAAAAUAAAAGAUUCCCACCUCAACCUUGUGGAUCUUGCAAUAGUACCAAUGCUCCUCUAUAAACAACACCUAACUGCAAACAAGUCACUGAAAACCUAAAUACUGCAAAACAGGGAAUUUUCUGUCAAUAUAGCCAGUUUAUGUAUGAGUCAGGUAAACAAGGCAACAAGCGACUAUGAGACUAUGAUGUCCAUUCAUCUAAAAAGCCUUCAUUAGACAAGCUAGCCAUGUGGACCACUGCUAGCCUGAAGUGACGUAGCUACAUGUCAGACUGCGUUCACUGGAACACGGUAUGGGUUGGCCAUGUUAAAAAGAAUAGCAACUAGAAAGGAAAAUGUGAACAAGUGAAAUGAAAUUGACAGCACCGCAGUUCAGGUGUUGCUACUAGAACAGGUCUUUUUUUCUAAGCCAAAACAAUCAAAUCUUUAAUCAAUUUAUUUAAUAAUCCAAUAACCUAUUUUUUUAAUCAAUGUUUUGCCAAAUUAUUGAUUUAUUUAGUUAAGUAGCCAGGUUAAUAUCAGUCUUCAGCAUCGGGGUCAUGAUCACUCUGUCUGGGUUCAUUUCACUGCACAAUAAACAAAAGGCCGGAGCUGCUGGUCCACAUUUUAGAGCUGGAGAUAAUAAUAUAAGGGUGUAAGUGUAGAGAGGAGACAGAGCUGCCCACUCUAUAAAAGCAGAAGCAGAGAGAGAGAGCGGACUGCAGCUCAGUCUCACAACACUGAGAGCCAGAAACACACAGCGCAGCCAUGAGUGAGAGGCAGGCAUCCGGAGCAAAGCCUGGGAACAGCAAAGCAUCUGUUAGCCAAGGGCUCAAAGUUGAACAAAAGGUUCCAUCUAAAGAUGAGAAGAACAAGAAGAACCUCCCCCAGGACUUUGACGUCGACAUGGACAACCCAGAUACAGAGAAGGCCGCUGUAGCCAUCCAGUCUCAGUUCAGGAAGUUCCAGAAAAAGAAGCAGGAUGUGAAGUCAUAGAGCGGACGGUGUCAGCUGUGUCACUCUGCAUGUCAACAAACUGUCAUAAAGUGAAGAGAAAAGGGGGGGGGGAUUCUUGAAGGUGGAGGUCUCGGGUGGGGUGAGGAUAAUGUCUUUGUAAUUGUCUCUGUAUAAACACUAACCUAUCAUGGCUAUUAUGCAAAAAAAACACUUGAUGUGUAUUUAAAGGUUUCACCCAUACAAGCGCACACACUUGCAUGCAAGCUUGCAGAAAUACAGAAAUUGUAAAAGUGGUAGAUAUUUGCAAGUUGAGCGAUUCACUUGUUCCGGUUAGCAGAUGGGACUGCAAUGAGUGCUAUUGUCCAUUAUACUGUACACAGUUUGUAAAGCAUGUGCAGUAGAUCACAUUAAAAUGGAUUUUUAAAACAUCCAUUGCAAUCUUUUUAUUAUCGUAUUCUGAACUGCUGAACAAAAUGUUUAAGUAUCAUAAGAUUUUGUUUGCAAGAUUUUGAAAUCGAAUGGAAUAAUCCCAUUGUUUUUUUGUUGUUUUGUUUUUUCUCGAUGGACCCUUGUGGUUGAUUGAGGGCGGUGGUGGCAAAGUCCAUAGGGGCUUGGCCUGGGAACUGGAAGGUCACCAGUUCAAGUCCCCGAAAGACCAAGUGCCACCGUGGUGUCCCUGAGCAAGACACUGGUUACCUACACUGCUCCCCGGGCGCCGUACAUAAUGGCAGCCCACUGCUCCUAACACUAGGAUGGGUCAAAUGCAGAGACCGCAUUUUGUUGUCCUAGUACUUGUACUCUGUGCAAUGACAAUAAAGUUGAAUCUUUAUCUUUAUCUUUAUCUUUGUGAUGCUGACUUCCGGGUAGGCUUAC